CAGUGCAUCUUUUGGUCGCAGACGCCUUGUUUACCUACAUACCUGGUAGGUACUGAAGGACACAAGUGCUCAACGUACGAUGUGCCUAGCUGCAUGGCCUGCUCCAGCAUUUCCCCUCAGAGCUGCCUGCAAGUAGUAGGGGAAUGUGCAGCUAUAUAGCCGGUUACAGGAAUUUUGUGACCAAACAAAGCUCCAUGUGGGCUGGGCUCCUUCUGUUUCCAAGUUGUUGGCGGGGUUAAUUCUUCCGUCACUGGAGACUCAUCCCAGAAAUUAGCUUCGGCAGCCCCAGAACAUUGUGCCCGCCCAUGACGUUUCAAUAUUUGUCUGCUGAUUCACAGACGACUUUCUGUCAUCCCUCAUCCAUGCACACAAACCUUGAUCCCAGACGAACCUCCCAAGUUUCGUGUCGAACUGUCUGAAAUUCAAUAACGCGAUUGACUACCAGAGGUACAUGGUCUUUUGUUUACUUCUCAACGCAUCACACUGCUUGCAUUCACGACUAGGCGCCUGCCACCCUCACCAAGAGGAGCCAUUCAACCUGGCCCUUUAUAAAAAGCUCGAUUCUCCGCCGCAACUGAGAAGCGGCAUUCUUCUUCCGCCACCAUCAUUGAUCUGACGGCAGACUCAGACUUUUGUGUGCCAAAUUUAGUCGCAUAAACACCAUAAUGCCUCCGCCUUCCUGCAUCUUCGUCGUCCGACACGGCCAUCGACUCGAUGCUGCAGACAAACAGUGGCACCUCACAUCUCCAACACCAUACGACCCUCCUCUCACAUACACUGGAUGGACGCAGUCCAGAAUCACCGGCGAGCAAAUUGCAGCCAUCCUGCGUAAGCGCGCUCAAGAGUACGAUGCCUCGGAACCGGAAAAGAAGACGCGCCGCAAAAAAUGUUUUCGAGUUGUUAUUCACACGUCGCCGUUCCUCCGAUGCAUACAGACUUCGAUAGCCAUCAGUUCAGGGUUGGCAUCGAGGCCGUCGUUGCUGGUCGAGGCUAGAAGGGCCUUGUCGCCACUGCAACUAAGUCAGAUCAGCCAGGACGCGGGCGCCACAGGAAACAAGCCACGGCGGUCUAGACCAGUUGGCAAGAAGGCUGUCUUACGUAUAGACGCCUGGCUUGGCGAGUGGCUAUCACCGUCCUACUUUGAGCACAUAACCCCUCCGCCUGGAUCUGUCAUGAUGCUGGCAAGCGCCAAGGCAACACUGCUAAAGCCCGAAAACUACCAUAGUUACCCGCACAUCCAGACUCGAGCACACUCAAACUCUUUGGUCCAAAACACGAGCAGCGGUCAUCUCUGGGGCUCAGCUGGCGCACGGGUCGGCCCGAGUCCGCUGUCGGCGGCGCCAAUAAGUGCAGCGGGGAAUGGGUCCAAUUCGGCGCCACUGGAGAAUAUGGACAACAUAGAAAAGGCCUUGCCGCAGCUGGAAUCACGGCAAGCAGUCGGUUGGGCUCACAGUCACAGGGGUACGAUUGAGAGCCAGAGGCCUUCAACAGCGCCACCUGCUGCUUCAGAUGCCGAGGUCGGAGCCUACGACCCACCCGUGCCCUCAUUCUCGAUAUCCAAAAAUGCUCCCAUCCCAGAGGGAUACGUGAACCAUGCCAAAGACACUUGUGUUAUUGUCGACUAUCAGUGGGACUCGAUGCGCCCCCCUUAUGACUGGGGCGAUGGCGGCGAGCUGCCCGAGGAAUGGUCCGAUAUGCAUAAGCGUUUCAGCAAGGGCUUGCAGAAAAUGGUCGAUUGGUACACCAUCGAGGAGGAACCGGCAACAGCAGUGACCAGCGAGGCCAUCCGACCAAAAAUGGCGGAUGGAAGUGAGACGAGGGUUGAAGACGGUAAUGAGGACGACAUUGAGACGGUGGUAAUUCUCGUUUCGCACGGAGCCGGCUGCAAUGCCAUGAUCGGGGCUAUCGAGCACAAACCUGCGUUGAUGGACGUGUCCUUGUCGUCGAUCUCGCUCGCAACCCUGAAGUCAAAAAACAGCUCUUCAUCGAGUAAUCACGACGGUGCUCGAAUGCACCACAGGUACGAUCUCAAGCUGAAAGCAAAUGUAGAACACCUGCGACCAUUGGCACCUGCGAACUCGUUACGUUCGCCGCCGGCGGGAGGCAUGUUUGAUGGUAAUAGCAAUAGCAGAGCUCGCGCGAACCAUCAUUCCUUUUCGUCUGGAACUGCUAGCAACGGGAGUGAUUGGAACUCGGGAGGUGGUGGUAUGAGCAGGAAGGUAUCUGCCGGUCGGUCCAUCGCAUCCUUCAGGGAAGGUUUGCAAAAAUCCGGGGGCCGCCAAGAUACAGUCACGCCCUCCUUCACGCCUUCAGGUCUCUCUCGCACACCAUCACUGGGUUUGUGGUCCCCCAAACCUUCCCAAAAGGUAGACGAAGAGUGCAUUGAUGACGAGGAAGCAGAACUGAUGGAUCUGCGGAGAACGGAUGUUGGAAAUGGCGGCACGAUCCGUGUUGAAAAAGGUGGGCAGGUCGAUACGGCGGGAGAGGGUGAAGAUGGUGAACAAGAUGUGGUUCCACAGCUCCCAUCGACGGCGGAAAGGCCGGAUGUGGUGCGCGACACGAGCUCCUCGAAACGACGAUGGACCGUGACCGACCGAACCUAGUAAUACGAUACUCAUGGGAUUACUCGAGAAAGGCGAUGAUCGAUCUUUGGGGAUGUGUGUGCGACACCGUGUGGACAAAAGAGACCAUCAUGAUUGGAAGACGCUUAAGAUCAUGACUGAUGCCUUUGGAGGUGCCUAACCACACGUCCAUUGAUUGAAAGAUGAUGAUGAGUACAGCUCUGGGCUCCAGAUAUGUCUGACAUUUUGUACGACUGCAUUUAUUUUCUCUUUCAGCUUGACGACAAAGUAUGAUACCCCAAUCAUCAAUGCAUCAUACCUUUUUUCAGGUAAAACGGUGGGGAACACAAGGCGCAACAGUCUGUUCAUGUCAGGCUAUCUUUCAUCGUGCAGGAGAAACCUCUGUUCCACAGGAUAUUCCGACAAAUGCAGCUUCAUUUGGUCGUAAUAUUAAGACUGGUAGCUCGAUCAACAGAAGGGUAAAACCACGGCAGUGAUUAACUAUGAGCUGACUAUCUAAUCCAGUAUGUUCCAUUACAUCACAAAACGCAUCUGCAUCUGUAUGACAUCGCGGCAUGGCCUG
Pyricularia oryzae 70-15 is the source of this 3144-nucleotide messenger RNA. RefSeq names its product phosphoglycerate mutase. The coding region runs from base 666 to 2603 and encodes 645 amino acids. The record is from RefSeq and is a predicted model, not a curated record. The transcript is spliced from 2 exons. Lineage: Eukaryota; Fungi; Ascomycota; Sordariomycetes; Magnaporthales; Pyriculariaceae.